Lachancea sp. 'fantastica' is the source of this 1458-nucleotide messenger RNA. The record is from the annotation of a GenBank genome assembly. NCBI's taxonomy places the organism in Eukaryota, Fungi, Ascomycota, Saccharomycetes, Saccharomycetales, Saccharomycetaceae.
AUGGCAUUCCUCUUAAGCCUUGAUCUCAAGCCUGUUAGCGAAUUGAGUCGUCCGUUUCGUAUGACAUCGACUGAGGUGUCAGCGUCAGUUAAAAAAUACAGGCAAAGAGCAUUAAAACCAAACACAAUCACCCUCCAAGACCAGCCGAACUUCAAAGAUUAUUGCACAGUAUUGCUAUCUCUUCAAAGCGCCACCUCCGCUAUGACGUCCGCUGUUGCUCUCCAGUCAAACUCAAAACUUUUGAACCGUCCUCACACUAGCUCCAAAGAACGACGGCCACAAGUUAAUCCAGCAGAAUGCAUCAUAAACUCGCUCAACAAGCCUACUUAUGAACCAAUAGAAGUGAGGAGCAUCUAUCAAAAGGGAAACUUCUCAACGCCAGGAAAUUUUGAAGUACUACAAAUUCUGGGAAAAGGUUCAUAUGGCGUCGUUGUUUCUGCGAUCGACAAAAGAAACACAGACAAACCGCUUCGGCUGGCAAUCAAAAAAGUUACUAAUAUCUUUCAGAGAGAGAUUCUUCUCAAGAGGGCGAUUCGUGAGCUCAAAUUUCUAAACUUCUUUCGCGGUCAUAAAAAUAUUGUAAGUUUGCUGGACCUCGAAAUUGUGUCAGAAAAACCAUUUGACGGCUUGUACUGCUACCAAGAGCUUGUUGAUUAUGAUUUGGCCCGUGUUAUUCAUUCCACUGUGCAGUUUUCAGCCUUUCACAUCAAGCAUUUCCUAUAUCAGAUCUUGUGUGGGCUGAAGUACAUACAUAGUGCUGAUGUUAUUCACAGGGAUCUUAAACCCGGGAAUAUCCUCUGUUCCAUUAGCGGCCAUCUCAAAAUCUGCGACUUUGGCCUUGCUAGAGGGAUAUCGCCGCUCUAUACUGAAAAUAAACUUGGUGAUCUCCAUAUUACCAACUACGUGGCGACUCGGUGGUAUAGAGCACCUGAAUUGAUACUGUCACACAAAAGGUAUACUAAAGCCAUUGACGUGUGGGCAGUCGGUUGUAUUCUGGCAGAAUUUUAUGGCAGAAAGCCAUUGUUUAUGGGACAGGAUUCAUUGCACCAGAUAUACGAAGUUUUAAAGGUCUUGGGAACACCAAAAAGAGACAUUAUUUCCAAAUAUGGGUCUGCACGCUCAUUUGAAGUAUUUUCGUCUCAUGCCAAUGUCAUCAAAACAGAUUGGGAGUCUUUGUACCCGGGAUCUUGCGCGGACGCACGCAAUCUUAUGGAGCUCCUGAUUACGUGGGACCCUGAGAGCCGUUUGAGCGUCGAGCAAAUUUUAGAGCACCCAUUCGUUGCAGAUGUAAGAGAUCCUGGCGAUGAGCCAGUCUGUUCUCACGGUCCAUUUGACUAUUCUUAUGAAAACAGCUUUACAUCCAUGCAAAUGCUGAGAGAUACAAUUUACGAAGAAGUUCGUCAAUUCAAAGAAUCAACAUCAUCGCACGGCUGCGCAUAUGUUGGAUGUACUUUCUAA